AUGCGGCUAAGAUCGAUCACCGGCACCUUAAUUUCUGACGUGUUUAUGUGUCUCGCCUCACAAGCAAGCUCCUCGGGGGGCCUCACGAAAAUCUCGGGGACUUUUCGUAAGCCGGAGUCAAUCAGACCUUUGACGCCGGCUUUUGUUUCGUCAAAGGCCUUUAGCAUUCUCAUCCGCUCUUCCGACGGUGGGGUAAAUUCCUACACAAUCAAUCAUAGUUUAGUGAAGCCAAAUUUUGUACAAGGUCAGCAUGUAGAAGUGAUAACGAAACAAGAAGAAACAGAAAGAAGUUGGGAUCUUCACACUCUCCAUUCACUAUUCACUGCAGCAGAAAUUGAAGCCAUAUUAAAGAUCAAGGGACUUGAUCCUACGGGAGAAGAUAGGCUGAUUUGGUAUGGAGAUCCUAAAGGCAAAUGUGCAGUAUCAACAGUGUAUUCUUCCCUCAUCGAGAGUUGUGGCAAAGAAGUGGAAACAUUGGAACAUCUUCUUUUUCAUUGUCCAAGAGCCUUAUCAAUUUGGAAACUUUCCCCGGUGAGAUGGGAUGGAGUAAGCCUCGACACUUCAUCAUUCAGAGGUUGGUGGACACAGCUUUGCUCCUUAGACAACUCUCCUAUAUCUAAUGAUUGUCUGCAACUUACUGCUUACCUUCUCUGGGAAAUCUGGAAAUCCAAGAACCACUGGAUAUUUCAGAAUUCUAGGAAGCCAGAGAACUUGGAGGCCCCCGAUUUGAUCCUGCAAGAGAAUUGUCAAAAAAGAAGGGUCUGUGUGCUUACUGGUGCCGAUGGUUAUGUCUGGCUGGGGACAAACCGGGUAAUAGUGCCCGAGAAAAGUGCCAUUCCUGCCACAUUCCAGGGAUCUCAGAUUUCAGGCAACUCAACAGGCUCAAUACUACCAAAAUUCUGCACUGAAAUCGCCAACGUGUCCCUCCAAUUGGCCGCACGCGACAGAUACAGAUCAAUAUUGCUGCCAAAUCUCACUUUCCGCGUCAUAUCGCGAGUGUUGAAUUCCUUUUUCACCUCGCCGUCUUGUUCGUGGAACUUCCUUAUCCCGUCCAGCAUAUUAUCCAGGACUUCCCGGGAUAUCCCGUGA
Messenger RNA from Striga asiatica, 1089 nucleotides. The record is from the annotation of a GenBank genome assembly. NCBI's taxonomy places the organism in Eukaryota, Viridiplantae, Streptophyta, Magnoliopsida, Lamiales, Orobanchaceae.